Spodoptera littoralis (African cotton leafworm) is the source of this 300-nucleotide messenger RNA. Lineage: Eukaryota; Metazoa; Arthropoda; Insecta; Lepidoptera; Noctuidae. The record is from the annotation of a GenBank genome assembly.
AUGACAACUCUUAGCAAGGUACUAUUUUAUCUUAAGGACUGCUAUAGUCUCUGCCACUGUUUAUUUGUGAAAGUGCCUAUCGAUCAUUGUUUCAUUUUAAAUUCUCUAUUGGUGCAUUAUAUCAUUGGAUUGUUGAAAUUUUAUCGUAGUUCGUCGUUUCAUAUUAAAUAUCAUUCGAAGUUAAAUUUUAAACCUAAAAUUGUAUGUGCAACAUCACAUUUUAUUUUUCUGUUGCCAACUAGCAAUGUAACAGUUAUUUUAUUAAUACCCAUGUUUAUGGAACUGAUUAUAAGAUAUUAG